Molecule: messenger RNA, 573 nt
Organism: Closterium sp. NIES-65
Lineage: Eukaryota; Viridiplantae; Streptophyta; Zygnematophyceae; Desmidiales; Closteriaceae
Source: the annotation of a GenBank genome assembly
AUGCCAUUGAGACGUCUCAUUACUCAAAAGUUCGGCGCGCUAGCUGCUUCCGCUCCUCCUCCUAGCACCGGCACUCUGCUCGACGAGCGAUACGACGAGAUUGCAUCCGCAUUAGUGGCGCCGCUACUAGCGGGGCAGCCAAUCACGCUGCUCGUGCCGACCGACGGGUGUUUCCACCCUUCCGCGCAAGCCAAACUCGCUGCUACAGCUGCAACAGCUGCUACUGCUGCUACAGCUGAUCACUCUACCAGCCGCCGUACAUACACUCCAUCGCGGGAGGGUCGUAGCCUAUCAGAAGCGGCAAAGGACGAGCGGCCCAUGGGGCACGAGGAUGACGUGGACGAUGAGGAUAAGAUCAGUGACGUGGCGGAAAGGGGUGACGUGGCGGGAACCAGAGAAGUGACGGAUUUCCUGUCGGCGCAUCUGAUGGCGGGCGCGCAUUGCCACGAGGCGAUGAGAACGGCCAAGGGAAGCUGGAAGGUGCCGACGCUGCAUGGUGGUAACCAUGUGACACGCACCACGCCUCCCAACGAUCAAAGCCCUCUGCAACUGGUCGAUUCGAGUGGAGUGUAG